This is a messenger RNA of Parasteatoda tepidariorum (common house spider), 2767 nucleotides long. NCBI's taxonomy places the organism in Eukaryota, Metazoa, Arthropoda, Arachnida, Araneae, Theridiidae. The record is from RefSeq and is a predicted model, not a curated record.
AUAUAAAAACUUGUGGAAUGUUUGCCUUGCUCGCGACCGUGUUUGAAGUGCUUCAUGUUUGUAAACAUUCCAAUCACGUUUAUUUUUAUUUUAUUUUGGUGGGCCUUAAAGAAUUAUUAUCAAUAAAUUUUAUCGAAUAUAUUAAUUUAAGAUAUGUCUCGAAUAGUUGUAAAAAAUUUACCUAAAGAUAUUAAUGCAAAGAAAUUAGAAGAGGUUUUUUCGGCAAAUGGUGAAAUUACAGACUUACAAUUAAAGUAUAACAAGCAAGGAAUUUUUCGUCAGUUUGCCUUUAUUGGAUAUAAGACUGAAGAGGAAGCAACUAAUGCUAAGAAAAUCUUUCAUAAUACUUUUUUUCAUACUUCUAAAAUCCAGGUGGAGAUUUGUUCAAAUUUGGGGGAUGCAAAUAAGCCAAAGUCCUGGAAAGAAUCUUUAGAAUUCAAGAAAUCAAAGGAAAAAGAGCAGACAAAAGAUGUGAAUGUUAAGUCAUUGAAAAAAAAUGAUUUUGUACCUGAUGAACUUAAAAAUGAUCCCCAAUUCAAGGAAUAUCUUGGAGUUAAUCAAGAUAGAAAAUCUAAACCUGUGUGGGGAGAAGACGUUGAUUUAAGUAGUUCUGAUUCAGAGUCUAGUCAAGAGGACUCUGAAGAAGAAGACAAUACUGAUUAUUUUUUUCAGCUUAAAAAUGAUCCCCAAUUCAAGGAAUAUCUUGGAGUUAAUCAAGAUAGAAAAUCUAAACCUGUGUGGGGAGAAGACGUUGAUUUAAGUAGUUCUGAUUCAGAGUCUAGUCAAGAGGACUCUGAAGAAGAAGACAAUUCUGAUCAUUCAAAUGCAGAUAAAAAACAAAGUCAAGAGGAACAACAAAGUAUUUCUGAAGAAAGAAAAGAAGAUCAAAAAGAUUAUCUUAAAUCAACAACAGGCAAACAGAAAAAAUAUAAGGAGUUGUUUACAGUAAAGCUUACCAACUUACCUUAUCAAUGCAAAAAGGCACAAAUCAAAAAAUUCUUCAAUUCUCUCAAAAUAGCUAGUCUUCGCCUUCCACCGAAAAGAAAAGUAAUUUUUAAUUUCCAUAUUAUUAUUUUGCAGAAAAAAUAUAAGGAGUUGUUUACAGUAAAGCUUACCAACUUACCUUAUCAAUGCAAAAAGGCACAAAUCAAAAAAUUCUUCAAUUCUCUCAAAAUAGCUAGUCUUCGCCUUCCACCGAAAAGAAAAGGUUUUGCAUUUGUAGGCUUUAAAACAGAAAAAGAUAUGAAGCAAGCCCUGAUUAAAAAUAAAGGGUUUUUAGAUGGUCGUUGUAUACAGGUGUUAAAAUACAUUCAAAAAUGUGAAUCUGAUGGAAAACCUAAGCAAAGUGAGAAGUACCCUGAUAAAGAACUAAAUGAAGAACUUCUUGCAGAGAUACUAAUUUUAAAAAAAGGAAAGAAGCUGAAAGAAAAAAAGAAAGUGGAAGUUCUCAUAAUUGGAAUAUAUUGUUCCUUGGAAUGAAUGCUGUAGCUGAUGCCAUUGCAGAGAAAUACAAAAUUGAAAAGUCGCAAUUACUCUCAGGGGAUUCUAAAAAUAAGAAGAGUGUUGCUGUUCAAAUGGCUUUAGCUGAAACUGAAAUAGUCGAGAAAACGAGGACUUUCCUAGUCGAAAAUGGGGUACAGUUGGAUGCUUUCAGCCAGCCUACUGCUCAACGGAGUAAAACAGUGAUAGUUGUCAAGCACCUGCCAGCAAAAACCACUGCGGCUGAACUGCAUGAGUUGUUCUCCAGUCACGGAUCCAUUAAGAGGGUGCUGUUGCCACCAACAGGAGGAAUGGUGGCACUCGUAGAGUUUGAAAACCCUUCAGAAGCGAAGACCGCAUUCACUAAAUUAGCUUACAGAAAAUUCCAUUAUCUUCCUUUGUUUCUGGAAUGGGCACCCAUCAAUAGUCUGAAAGAUCCUCCUCUCAUCAAGAAAGAAGAUGUUGAGAAAAAAGAAUCUGCUGAUUCCACUGAGGAUUCUACUGAUAUUCCUCUUUCGGAAGGGACAACCAUUUAUGUGAAAAACAUAAACUUUUCUACUACACAAGAAAAUCUAGAAAAGCAUUUUAAGCAGUGUGGUCCAAUUUAUUCUGCAACUAUUUCAACUAAAAAAGAUCCAAAAACUGGUAAAUUAUUUUCCAUGGGCUUUGGAUUUGUCCAGUUCUUAAAGAAAGAGUCAGCUGUUUUUGCCUUACAAAACCUUCAACAGUCUAUUCUUGAUGGACAUCCCCUGGAGUUGAAAUUUGCGAAUCGUUCAAUUACAUCUACUCAAGCUGUAAAACGUAAAAAGUAUGAAGUGAAGGAACAAACAUCUUCUAAAAUUCUUGUGAGAAAUGUUCCAUUUCAAGCAUCUGUUGGAGAAGUUAGAGCUUUAUUCAAAGAGUUUGGUACUCUGAAGAUUGUGAGACUGCCAAAAAAACUUGGCAAAGCAAAUGAACACAGAGGUUUUGGUUUUGUUGAAUAUCAGCAUGCUGAAGAUGCUAAACGUGCAUUCGAUGCUCUGUGCCACAGUACUCAUCUAUUCAAUCGUCGCCUGGUGCUGGAAUGGGCCAAUCCUGACACGGACAAUGUGUCUGAAUUGAGAGAAAAGACUGCCAAUCAGUACUUCGAAAGUGAGCCGAUGAAAAAAGUGAAAAAAGGUCGUCUCAAAGAAGAUGUAGUAAUGGCUGCAGCACGUAAUGAAUCUCUGGACUCAGAAUAAAGUAUUUUACUGAGAAGAUUGGAGCCCAAAAUGUACAUAAAAAUAAGUAAAUAAAUAAACUUGCUGUA